Molecule: messenger RNA, 1924 nt
Organism: Manihot esculenta (cassava)
Lineage: Eukaryota; Viridiplantae; Streptophyta; Magnoliopsida; Malpighiales; Euphorbiaceae
Product: PAP-specific phosphatase HAL2-like
Exons: 4
Coding region: 361-1509 (382 amino acids)
Biological process (GO): phosphatidylinositol phosphate biosynthetic process; sulfate assimilation
Molecular function (GO): 3'(2'),5'-bisphosphate nucleotidase activity
Source: RefSeq, a predicted model, not a curated record
AAAGAAAAAUCUGAAUGCAUUCAUUUUUUAACACAAAAUCUUCAAAGGCCAAAGCCGAGCGCCCAAAAAAGUGGACUCAACCUUCAAAGAUUGACUGUGAGAUUAUUUUCUGAUCCUCUUUAGACAAACAAACGAAACAAUUCCUCCACCGCGCAUGAUGUCACUGAACAAGAUCUCGUUUUGCAUCAGAAAUGCAAACAUGGGCCUGUCAAACCUGAAAAAUCCCAGUCGUAUAGCCACGUCGGAGCCUUGGUUUCUGGUAUGAAAUUAUUGUUUUUGGUAUAAACCCUGAGGUGGGUAUUUGUUGUACGCCUGGUUUCUGCAUCUGGGUAUAUUAAAAGUUCCUAACGAGAUCAAAUCAUGGAAAAUGGGAACAAGUACGCUAAGGAAUUGGAUGUGGCAGUUAGAGUUGUUCAUAUGGCUUGUUCUCUUUGUCAAAGAGUGCAAGAGGGGCUGGUUACUGCGAGUCGUAACCAGGUUAAGUCUAAGGAGGAUGAUUCUCUGGUUACCGUUGCAGAUUGGAGUGUUCAAGCAACUGUUAGCUGGGUACUUUCAGAAUCUUUUAGAGAUCAAAGUGUAUCCAUCGUUGCUGAAGAAGAUGUUAAAACUCUCUCAAAAGCAGACUCAGCAGGCUUACUGGCAAUGGUCACAAACACUGUGAAUCAAAUCUUAGCUGAAGCAUCAAAAUAUGGUCUUGAGUGUCCCAAGGAGGCCCUUGGAGGUGCACAAAUUCUGGAUGCUAUUGGUCGAUGCAACUCAAAGGGGGGUCCUGUUGGAAGGCAUUGGGUACUUGAUCCUGUUGAUGGAACCUUAGGAUUUGUGCGUGGAGAUCAGUAUGCUAUAGCUCUCGCAUUGAUUGAAGAAGGAGAAGUGGUGAUUGGAGUUCUUGGAUGUCCAAAUUACCCUAUGAAGAAAGAAUUGCUGAAUCAUCGUCAUCAGUAUCAUCAGAGCAUACCAAAAUUAUCUUCACCUACCUUUGAUGCACGGGAGAAAGGAUGUGUGAUGUAUGCACAGCGGGGCAGCGGCAAAGCAUGGAUGCAGCCAUUAAUCCCAGUAAAUAAGAAAUUUGAAUGGUCAAAUUCUGCACAACUCAUACGGGUUUCUUCCAUUGAUGAUCCUGAGCUGGCAACCUUCUGUGAACCUGUGGAGAAAGCUAAUUCAAAUCAUUCCUUCACAGCUGGUGUUGCUCACAGCAUGGGGGUUAUAAAACAACCCCUACGUGUUCAUAGCAUGGUCAAGUAUGCAGCCAUUGCUCGAGGAGAUGCUGAGAUUUUUAUGAAAUUUGCGUCGUGUGGGUACAAAGAGAAGAUAUGGGAUCAUGCUGCUGGUGUUGUAAUUGUGGAAGAAGCUGGUGGUGUGGUAACUGAUGCUGGAGGAAGGUGCCUAAACUUUUCAAAGGGGGUAUAUUUGGAGGGUCUUGAUCGAGGUAUAGUAGCUUGCUCUGGGGCCUCACUGCAUGAUAAACUCAUUGGAGCUGUUUAUGCUAGCUGGGACUCUUCUCAUCUAUGACGGCUUCUGAAUCUCAAUGAUGGACUUAUACAACACCAUUUCCAUACUAUUGGCAGGGUCAAGCAAAUUGCUGAAAAAGAUUGCCUCAUAAUACAAAGAGACUGAUUUUUACUCUGCGGUGUCAAAGAGUAGAUUCAUGGGGUCGAGGAUACAAGCCUUUUUCAAGGUGUUGUACAAUAAAGAACUACUUUGCACCUUUUUCAUGUUAUUCAAAUAUAGUAAUAACUGAUAAUCCACCCAUGACCUGGAUUAUUGCUGUUAUACUGAACAGUUUUGAUGGAGAGUUUCGGCUUUAGAGUACAUCUUAUGCUGAAUUUGUCACUUAAAAACGCUCGGCCAUUUUCCAUUUAUUAUUUGCAAUGUCUAUAAAUAGUUAUUCUAGUUCAAAAAUUAUUACACAGUUGAAGUGCGUUGC